Molecule: messenger RNA, 2073 nt
Organism: Boleophthalmus pectinirostris (great blue-spotted mudskipper)
Lineage: Eukaryota; Metazoa; Chordata; Actinopteri; Gobiiformes; Gobiidae
Gene: pard6gb
Product: par-6 family cell polarity regulator gamma b
Exons: 3
Coding region: 222-1601 (459 amino acids)
Biological process (GO): regulation of cellular localization; centrosome cycle; establishment or maintenance of cell polarity
Cellular component (GO): apical plasma membrane; nucleus; cell cortex
Molecular function (GO): protein kinase C binding
Source: RefSeq, a predicted model, not a curated record
CAGUCAGCGCGGCGAGCUGCUCACGUCCCGAUCCUCUGCAAAGUCUCUCGUCGUGUUGGAGAAGAAGCCCAUAAAGGACACCGAGGAGUGGAAAUACACCGAAAAACUACAUAUUUUCCGAUCAAGACAAGCGAGGAGGAUUUUACCCCAUAACGCGGACCAGAGCCCCUCUUCAGUGGGCAAAGGCGCCUGAACUUUGGGGGAAUUCAACCACAGCAAAAAUGAACCGGAGUUUUAAGCGAAAUGCGGAUUGUAACGCAGUUGAAGUUAAGAGCAAGUAUGGAGCUGAGUUUCGGCGCUUCUCAGUCGACCGCCUCAAACCGGGCAAAUUUGAGGAGUUUUACAAGCUCAUCCUGCACAUCCACCGCAUUGCAAACAUGGAAGUGAUGCUCUGCUACGCCGAUAUCCAUGGCGACCUGUUGCCCAUCAACAAUGAUGACAACUUCUGUAAGGCGGUGUCCACGGCCCACCCGCUGCUCAGGGUCUUCAUCCAGAGACAAGAAGAGAUUGAUUACACCAGUUUUGGCACCAACACACUAACGCGCAAGAAGAAAGCAGUGGUGGCUCUACGUAAUAACGAUGUGAACCGGAAGCGCCCACACAUCCGGAUAGGCAUGCCCCAGGACUUUCGGCCCGUCUCCUCCAUCAUCGACGUGGACAUCCUACCGGAGUCUCAUCGCCGUGUCCGCUUGUACCGCCACGGUUCGGACAAACCUCUUGGCUUCUACAUUCGUGAUGGGACCAGUGUUCGGGUGACGCCACAUGGGUUAGAGAAGGUCCCGGGGAUCUUCAUCUCACGCUUGGUGCCAGGUGGAUUGGCUGAAAGCACAGGGCUGCUGGCUGUAAAUGACGAAGUGCUGGAGGUGAAUGGCAUUGAAGUUACAGGGAAGUCUCUUGAUCAGGUCACAGAUAUGAUGAUCGCAAAUAGCCACAAUCUGAUCGUUACAGUGAAGCCAGUGAAUCAGAGAAACAAUGUGGUGCGCAGUAGCAGGAUCUCUGGCAGUUCUGGUCAGUCCUCAGAUAGCAGCGGUUCCAUUGGGUACCCAACUUCUGUAGCCUCCACCGGGAUGCCCCUUUCCGCAGCUCAUGGUUACCCUGAUGACCUUGAAAGUGACGAAGAUGCUGAUAUCGUCAUUGAAAACAGCAUCAAGCGGCCUUCCCAGCGUUCCAAUGCAUCAGUGGCUUCCAACAAAUCCAACUUAUCCCGUCCCCACCACCAAAUCCCCUCUGCAACCAGUAUAGGAGCAGCAGCACCAGGUCAAGCAGCUCUUCCUUCUCCAAGCCCACCUGCGCGUCCCCCUUCUGUCAUUUCCACAGCCUCAUUCCACUCCCAAACCAGUCUUAAUGGAGGGUCUUCCCAAAACCAUUACCACCAUCACCACCAGCAUAGUGGAGCCAGCCACAAAACCCACAAGGACCUUCCACACAGCCUGCAGUCCCAGCUUCACAUACGGCCGUCCCACCACAGCAGCAACCCCGCGCUUCGCCAUAGCAACGGUAGCAUCCACAAAAUGCUCAGCGCGCUCAAAACGGACCCUCGACACAGCCUGGUGCUGCCCAGAGGAGGAGUGGAGGAGGAUGGCACCGUUAUCACACUAUAAUACAAAAUCACAGACUCUCAACUUCUAAAGACUACAAACUGGUGUGUUUUUACCACAUACUAAUUUUUAUAACAUCUUUCUGUACAAGAUUAUCAUAAAAUGGAUUAUGAAAAUGUAUAUAUCAUGUAUUUUAAAUUGUCUUUAAAAUUUGUCUUACACGAAAAGAAUUGUACGUAUGUAUGUAAUAAACUUCAGAACAAUGUUUUUAGGUGAUUCCACUGUUAUAUAGCGUUCUGAAUGUGCCUCUACUCUUAGUGACCACUUUUACUGUGUCUUUCAAUGCUAAAAACUGGGACCAACAUUGGGGUUACUCACGGAUGUUUUUAAAGAGUAAAUCUAUAUUUCUAAUGAACUCAAAUAAAUGCUGUGUAGAGUAUGAUUUUUAAAUAGUCCUUUUAUGCAUUGAUGAUUUUGAUUCUGUUCCUGUUUCAAUAAAUUAUUCCAAGUCUCAGCUUUGGAAAGCUCUUGCGCA